This is a messenger RNA of Corythoichthys intestinalis (scribbled pipefish), 6176 nucleotides long. RefSeq names its product cingulin-like protein 1. Gene Ontology annotation, cellular component: bicellular tight junction; myosin complex. NCBI's taxonomy places the organism in Eukaryota, Metazoa, Chordata, Actinopteri, Syngnathiformes, Syngnathidae. The record is from RefSeq and is a predicted model, not a curated record. The transcript has 23 exons. The coding region runs from base 16 to 3318 and encodes 1100 amino acids.
AGUGGUCACAUCACCAUGAAUUCUUCGCUUGCUCCAUUUCUUCUAGGUGCAGUGUACCAAAAAAACAGAAGGCUCUUCCCAGAUUCUCUGACUAAACUACGGAAGCUGAUAGAGGAGAAACUUCAAAUUGUUUCUUCUGACGUCACAGAGGACCAGCAGGGAGUGGCGUUUGCAGAGGAUACUAGAGGAGGACCGUGGAAGUUUGCCGUCUUGAGUAAGGAGUUGACCUCUCACCUCCAGCAGCUGCAGACAGAAACUGAACACGAGCUCAACAACAUAAAGACACAACAACUGCACAUUGAUAGCCGACUGAAGCAGCUGACGUCUGAGUUGUUUGUUCUGCGAGAAGAGAAGCAACAAAAACUGCAAGAAUUCACAAGUGUCACCACCCUUCAGACAUCCACUUUGCAGUUGAGGACUUGUCAGGAACUUCAGGCCUCUAUUGCGGAGUGUCUGGUCCAGUCAGAGAGGCUUGUGUUCCAGAAGGAGGCGUUGAGCACGCUCCAUAACCUUCUGGCACAAGACUUGAACAGAUACCAAGAAGAGAUACAAAGGCUAAACUGUUUCACACAGAGAACACUCAUAAACAGAUCAGAAGAGGAAGGAAAGACUUCCAUCAACAGCACUAGUGGCCACAGAAUGCUAGAAAAGAACGAGACAAACGACAUGCAUACACCUGAGUGUUCUCCAACCCAAUCACCACUUAGUCCACAGCAGACAGCCACCAAAGAAGCCGCCAAACAAAACUGGACAGCCAGUCAAAGGAAAGCGGGCCUCUCAAAUCUGCAGCGAGCCGGCAGCGUCAAAGACCUUAUCAGUAAAUUCUCUGGUCCAGAGAGUGACUUAUAUCUCGUGUCUUCUCCGGGGCUUUAUUUAGGAGCAGAAAGAGCUCAAAAGUUCACUUCCUCUGAGACAGUCCUGUCUCUUAAAUCCAAGUCGAGUCCGACUGUUAUCAGUCGUGACUGUACGCUUCCAACCAUCUCUGUGACGCCUCCAUGCACGGCGGAAAUUAAGCAAACUCAGAAGGACGCUGGAGUUAGCCAGAAAACUGCAAGUAUUGAUUGUCCAGUAGAAAGCAGCAGUCACAAGACAGAUUCAAACAAAGCAGCUGACUCUGGUAGAGAUUCGGUGGCUGACUCUGGCAUGGGAUCGGAGCCUGAAAGUGAAUCAAACAAGCAGUCGGAUAGUCUAUCAGAGGAGGAGCCCUCCACUCCUCGAACUGUGCCACCCAGCCCCAAAUAUCAGCUGUUCCUUGAAAAUGAUCUGAAGUCCAAUGGCUUGAGUAGUAGUAGUAGCAAGAUUGCAGAUGGUCAAGGAGGCGGAGGGUCACUGGGGGAGAAUGGCCCCAGGCUGUCCCGGUGGGAGACCACUCGGUCGGGGCCCAACAACUUCCAAGGGUCCAUGGAGUCAAUCGCCUCGCGGGACUUAGAAAGUGAUCGGGGAUUUUUUGUUGAAGGUCCCCGAGUGUUCAACAGUCCCUACAGCAUGAAUGUGAACGCAUCUGCUGAUUUUAACACACUUUAUCGGACAAACGAGUUUAAGAGCGGAAUUUCCCCUGCCACCUCAGAGUUGAACCUGCACACUUUCAACAGUCGCAGCAACAGUCCCGUGUUUAUGAGCGGACCCACCUUCAUUCCCCCUCGCACACGAUAUUCAGCUUACGAUUCUCUGUUGAAAAGAAGGAACGAUGUUCCGGCCAUAUCAACCCAGUACAGCAUGCGGGCCGCCACUCUAGGGGGCCUCAGUAGGAAAGACUUUAUUGAGGAACUGACCAAACAGCUGGAUAAUUGUCAGAAGCGUAACCAGUUCCUGGAGGCUGAGAGUGUGGAGAUGGAGAAAGAGAGAAACCAGAUCAGGUUUGAAAUGCGGGGCCUACUGGUGAACAAUGAAGACCUGUUGAGGACCAACACUCAGCUGGCCAAUGAAAUGAAGAGAAUGAGAGAGCAAAUGAUAGAGUUGGAGAGAACCAAUCAAGCUUUGGCGGAGCAACACAGAGGGAUGGAGAUCGAGGUCAAGCAGGCCCGCGACAUGAUGGUGGAAGCCAAUACUCAGGAGUACGCCUUCGGUUUCCUUGAGCAGACACUAAAAAACAAGAUCCAGGAUGCUGAGGAGAGUCUUGAGAAACAGACCCAGCACUCUCAGACUCUGGCAGAGAAGUUAUGGCUGGCAGAGAGACAGCUGGAAGACCUGGAGGUGGACAAAGACAGCAAAAGCAAAAAGACAUCUGAACUCAGCACCACUAUUCAAAGACUGGAGUUAGAGCUGGCCGAGGCCCUGCAGAUCUCCUCACAGUCUACAGCAGAGUUGAACCUUCAGCAGAAAUUGCGCCAGGACGCCCAGCUAAGGAUGGAGGAGCUGGAGGAGUCUUUGUUGGAGAAGGAGCAGGAGCUGCAGAGACAUCAGGCCCUCAUCAUCAGGCUGCAGGGAGAUGUGUCUGGGAAGCUGAUAGACAAGGAGCAGACAUUGGAGGAGGAGAUCCAGCUGAGAGAGAGACUCCAGCUGCAAUGCAAGCAGGUGGAGAGGACUGUGGAUGACCUCCAAAUGGAAUUGCAGACCACCAUCCAGGCCAAAGAUGACCUGGCCAAACAACUCAAGCAGGCUCAGGAAAAAUUGAUUGACUUAGAGACUGAUGUGGAGGAGUUGCAUGAUAGUGAGCAGAGGUGGGCCGCUAAGAAUAAGAGAGCUAUUGACCAGACUGAACAGCUGCAGCUAAAGCUCAUUCAGGAGAAAGAUCUCAAUGACCAACUGGAAUCUGAGAAGGCCAUCAUUGAGAGACAGUUUCGUGAACUGCGCCUGGAGAUGGAUGAGAUUCAGAGCGUCAAACCUUCAGAGGAUGUCAUCUCCAAGACAGAGACUCGCAUGAAAGAGCUGGAAAACCUGCUGAGAACUGAGGAGAGGAGCAAAGCCGUUCUCAUGAACACCAUUGGUAAACUGGAGAGGAGGGUCAACGAACUGAGCGAUCAGAUGGAGGAAGAGCAUAGGAUAGCCACUGAGCAGAAAGACUUGAUGGCACAAAGAAUCCGCUCGCUGAAGCGUCAGCUGAACGAGGCCGAGGAGGAGGCGAGCAGGAGAGACGCUCAGCUCCGUCACACCCAACGAGAGUUGGCCGACGAGCGGGAGUCGAACGGACGGCUUCAGAGACAGCUGCUCGACCAACACCUGCUCACUAAGCGUAAGGAGACUCUGACAAUUCGCCAGACUCUCGAUAACCUGCGGCUAGACCUCAGUGUUGAUGAUGAAGAUGAACAAGUGCCACAGCGACAGGAAGUCAAAGAAGAGAAAGCGCCAGAGCAGAUCAGCAAGGUCACCGAGGUUUAAUAGUCCAUUCUUAAUGUGUUAUAGAAGAGUAAGAACACGUUUUACAAUCAGGUUUGAUGGGAACAAGUGUGUAAAUUCAUGAGCGGCCAAUUCUGUGUCACCACUUUAUUUUUCUUUCAGAUCUAAAAUAAAGAGUCACACAGUCCAAGCGAAAUGUACUCACACAGAAAAGGAUGAAACACAGUUUCCAAAACAUCGUCAACUGCAAAGAUAUAUUGACCAUAUGAUAUUUUACUUUUUGUAUUACCAUAAAUAAUUUGUUGCACGCACAUCUAUUUACCAGUAAUAUAACGAGUAAGAAAUAUGUACUCUUUGGGAAAAAAUUGAAUUUCAAACAAUAGUACUCACAAGGCACUUUAUUAGGUACACUUGCAUAAGCUCUAACACACAAGCUGCAUCACGAACUGUACUUUUUAAAAAGGUAACAACUUUUAAUAGACACUGUCAGGGAUUUAUUAAUGUAACGUGUUUAUAAUUUUGGUUGUAAUGUAAACUGUUGUCUUUAAUCAUUGCAUUGUGCAGGUGUCUCUAAUGUGGUAGCGAGGGAGAGUUAAAUUGAUUUUACCCCCUAAGUGGUAAGAGAUUUUAGUUUUGUCAUCUAAUGCCAUAUUUGAAUGUAACAUAUUUUCCGCACUAUAAGGCGCCUCAGAGUAUAAGGAGCACCUUCAAUGAAUGGCCUUUUUUAAAAACUGUUUUGAUAUAUAGGGUGCACUGCAUUAUAAGGUGCAGUAGUAGUAGUAGUAGUAGUCAUAGUAGUGGUUGGGGUUGUGUUAUAUAUCCACUAGUUGGUGCUGCGCUAAAGGAAAUCUCAUGCCAUGAUUAACCAAUAUUAAUCCAUAUACAGGUAGUCCCCGGGUUACGACAUACUCGACUUACGCGAUUUUGACUUCACGACGCAGAGUCUCGUCCGUCCUUUUGUCACCAUUCAUUUUGUUUUUUUUAGUCGCAUAAACAGUACGUCAUUUUGCCUCACAGUAUCUAAUUUUUUAAACUUUACUUUGUUAAUAUGACGUGUUCUGUCCUCAAUAAACGUAAAGUUGUUCAGCUUUACAGACGGCAAACAAGGCAAUUGUGCUUUUUGAAGCUUUUUACUUCCUUCACGUUUGACAUUUUCUAAAGCUGUAACACACAUAUGUACACUUAUGUUCAAAACAACAUGCAUUUUAACAAUAAAACCCUCGACACAAAACAUUUGGUCUUCAUACGUCCAUCUAGUCUCAUCCAUAUGUAUAUUCAGUAGAUUAAAUUAGCCUAAAGUCCGCUAGCUUAAAUGCUAUGAAUGCUAACGUAUUUACAAUUCUCAUAGCAAAUUGCUCACACAUAACUCCUAAAACUAUAGCUCGAAACCUAAAUACAAAUGCAUCCACAAACAUAUAUUAGUUUAAACAACUUACAGCCAUAUUUGGGUCAAACUAGGGCGUAGCUGUCCUUUAUCCAUGUCAGAUGUCUGAAUCUGGUCCUAAAUCCUACAAGGCGAAAGUCCAGCCAGACCCAACGAUGCCACCAGAGGGCAGUGUAUCCUCCAUCAUUAAACAAAAUACAGUAUCGUUGGACUUUUUGGAUAGUUACUUUGAGAUUUAGAGAUACUUAAAGGGUUAUGCAGAAAUUCGGGUUAGGUCGCCAGCGUAGGAACGGAUCUUCUUCGUAACCCGGGGACUACCUGAAUAAGGCGCACUGUCUGCUUUUGAGAAAAUUAAAGGCUUUUAGGUGUGCCUUAUAGUGCGGAAAAUACGGUAAUCAUUAUUAAAAAUGCAUUGAUAGCCAAAUUUUCUUCUCAGAACUAUAAAGAUUGCUCUAAUGUAUUUAUUAAAGUCCUGCCAAACUCACUGUUUCGAAGAUAUUUGAGUUUUAAAUGUGCCUUAAGUAGUAGAAACUCAAUAUUACAUGUUUAAAUUCAUGCUGCUGUAUAAAAAGGUUUUGAACUGCGAGUAAAAUUUUCAUUUGUUACUGUUUUGACUUUUCAUCAUUUAUCCAGGAAAAACUCAGCUCAGUAUGAAAUCAUACAGGUUAUUCUAUUUUUAUUUUGUUGAGGUUCGUAGACAAUCUUUAAGGAGGGUUAUUUACUGCAUGGUAACUCAUUCAACACCAUUGAUUGCUGCUAGUGCUCCCAGUUAAAAUAGAUUGGCGUCUGUGGCACUGAAUGAGAAUGUUGUCACUAAACUGGUCUCAGAUGUUAAUAUAUUACAGGGUUGCAGAAUGGAGUCACACGACAACUUUUAUAAAUCAAUUUAUACUGAAUAGUAGUGGUUCUCAAGUUACAUUGCAAAUUACUUGUUGGACAAAACAGGUCUGUAAAUAAUGGGAAAUACACAUUUGAUGCAUUGUCUCAAUUAUUUUGGUAGGGGAAGUGUGGAAUUUCAAAAAGCAACAAAAAACUUAAAAAUAACGCUGAAUGUACUUAUUGACAUUUUUAACAUCCAGAUUCUAGUGUGAAGUUUAAAAAAAAUACAAAUACUAUUGUGUAGACUUGUAUGGAAACGUUGGAUUUUAAGUUAAAGAGGCUUCUUGUAAUUUGAUUUUGGCCGUUGUAAUUUGUGUUCUUGGAUUUGUUGACACAUUUCGUCCUCUGGGCUCGGGAAAAAAUAUAUAUAUUAUUAUUUUGUUUGCUUUAUUUUUACAUAUAUGCAGUGUAGCCCUGCUAUUCGGAUAAAGUCUGGAUCUAUAUUUUGUUUACAUUUGCUGGUGUAUUCAGGCGAUUUGAUUUUGGGGAUUGCUGUCAUAUUUCAUUGCCCGUCUUUCUGCAUUCUAUUAAAGAUGCUAUACUACAAUAAUUUACAACAGAUUAACACUGUUUUUUUUUUUUUUGUUUGCUGGUUAUGCUGUCCAUAUUUAUUGUUGUUUUUCCACAUUGUCUUGGU